This is a messenger RNA of Drosophila grimshawi, 1642 nucleotides long. RefSeq names its product transcription factor Ouib. Gene Ontology annotation, molecular function: zinc ion binding; nucleic acid binding. The transcript is spliced from 4 exons. The coding region runs from base 15 to 1337 and encodes 440 amino acids. The record is from RefSeq and is a predicted model, not a curated record. Lineage: Eukaryota; Metazoa; Arthropoda; Insecta; Diptera; Drosophilidae. Gene Ontology annotation, cellular component: nucleus.
UUUACAUAUAAUAUAUGAACUUUAAAUCGGAUUAUGUUUUAUUAAACAUUCUAAAAAUGCCGGUGCAAUGUCGUACUUGUGCAAGCGUCAUCUACAACAUGAACGCCAAGAAUCUAUUUGAGAUCGAGAACUCUGAAAUCCUAAUGAGCAUUAAAUUAGUAGCUGGAACCACGCUUGAAAGACGCCCAGAUCUACCAUCACACAUAUGCGCUUGCUGUAUGCUCGACUUAAAAGUGGCCGCAUAUCGCAUGAAAGUAUUCCGCGACCGCUGCAUCAAGACUCAAGAGGAACUGCUUAGUUGCAGCUCCCGUUUGGAGCAGCCCUUUGAGGAGGAAUACUCAGACAUUGGCUAUGAUGAUGAAGCGAAACAGGAACUUGACACUGACUACGACGAAUUGCCCAUUGCAAUUGACAAACUGGAGGAGAACGAAGUCAGCGAUGUUGAGGACGACGAGUUGAUUGAAUUUGAAGAAGACAACAACAAUCCAACUGACAUGGAAUCUGAUCUUAAUGAGGACACGAGUGAAGAUGUCGACUCUUUGAUUAAGAGCGUGCAAAACGAAAUUGACAACAUUUGCAGAUACAGCAGCGAUAGUCAAGAGACACUUGAAGACUUUCGGGAGCUCUCCGACAACGAUGACGACUGCAUGGACUUAUUUACAGACACUACUAAUCCCACAAUUUUCAACAACGUUCCGAAUAAAACGAUACACCAAAAAACUAAUAGAAGACCCAACAGGAAAAAAUGCAAACAGUUAUCGACUGAGAGCAAUUCGGAUGCGGCUGGACACGACAGCAACACAAUCCACAGAGUUAAGAAAACCUACACCAGUUGGAAGAAUCUGACAGAGGAGGAGAUAGUUGAACGCAGGCGGCAACGACGACGUGGUGACUAUGUCUGCGAUCAGUGUGGCAGGCACUUUAAUGACCAGAGCAACUUCAAAUUGCAUCUUCUUCGACACUCCGGUGUCAAAAACUUCAAAUGCGGUCAGUGCAGCAAACUCUACUACACGGAGCAUCUGCUUCAACUGCACGAGCGGAUCGUGCACCAGGGUGAGCGGCCUUAUGCCUGCAAAUACUGCGAUAAAACUUUCAACAGCAGCACCACGCGUGUAAUGCAUGAACGAUCGCAUACGAAUACACGUCCAUAUUCCUGUGACUAUUGCGGUAAAUCAUUUAUUUCUGCAUCUGGUCUCAAGCGACAUGAUUUAACUCACAACGGCGUUCGGCCAUACUACUGUUCCAUAUGCGACAAAUCAUUUCAAAGAAAUACUCAUUUGAAGGCCCACUUGCGUUCCAAACUACACGCUUCGAGAGAAACAAACAUCGGUUUAUAGAGUGAAUUCCAAGAGAAGAAAAAUGCGCUUAUGUUACAAAAAAAAAAAACAUUAGUAGUAAAAGACAAAAAUAAUCAUAUAGACCUUAAUAUUAAAUCGCUUGUGGAUAUAUUUAAUUCAACUUGCCAAUAGCAAAUCCGUUUCUAGAAAAAGAUUCAAAUGAUUUCACAGAGACCAACUCCUUUUGGUAUCCGUUACCCCACCAAUCUCCAGUUAAAGAAGUUCAAUCCUUCCAAACAGGUUAAUAUUUGUCAACCCAAAAGAGUUCCUCGUACUUUUUAUUUUAAGUAAAUAAAUCGCUUAUU